AAGCUGUUUCACUCCUGUUCUUCGUCAUUUCCUCCUUUACCUCCUCUCUCUUCCUCAUAUUUCAAGGUUACACAUCUGUCUCCCUUGGGAGCUGUUGCUCGGUUCUCUAGGGACCUGUAUUUUAUGUCUGAAUGCCCCUGGAAUUACACAGGUCUGGAGAAGGAAAGGUGGAUUUGCAGCAGAUAUUAACGGAGACAUAAAUAGCACGUGGAAGGUAUUGAACACAACUGUUUCAUGCAAGAAGGUUGUACCAAGAGAAGAAUCCACACUGAGCUCGGAGUAUGCGUAUGGAAUUUCCCCCUUCCUCCCGCUGGUGACCCCAGAGGUUGUAGGUUUCAGCGAGUGAGUGGAAAUGGCAGGCGGGCUGAGCUGCAGCAGGAGGCCGGAAGGUGACAGCCGACCUUAGGCGAAGCAGGAGGUCUUGGAUGUCAAACGUCCAGCCCGCCGGGACCUGAGAAUCAAGGGCGGUUGUUGCUACUUGAUGGAAACAGACUACUGGAAUGUUCCAAGGAUAGCAGCUACCGUUCGUGUUACAGUUAAAAUCGAGAAGCGGCUGGUUAUUCAUCCAAAGCGGAAGCCCCAGGAACUUCUGGAGGAGAGCAGCAGCAAAGGCAGAUCUCUCAAGUUCAAGACGCGUCUCGCCUUUCUCCUGGAUAAUGAGUUCACGGUCCAGCCCUCAACCUAGUUCUUUUGUAGAGGGAAAGAUUUAUCCUGAAGUGUUUUUUUUUCCCUCCUCCUCCGCUCUUUUUCUCUCCUACAGACAAUGUAAUUUAUGGUGGAGAAAACAAUAAUAAUUAUAAUGCAUGUUUAUUGUUGACUCCCACACGGACAUAGUCCCCUGCCCCACGAAUCGAUUCUGUCCAAGACUUUUCUUGUUCUUUUUUUUUUCCCCUUUGGGCAAAGUGUCUGCUCCCCUCCAGCUCCCCGCGCUCGCUCCCCGCCCCCUGCCGCCCUCCCCGUAGCUCCCUUUCUCCGCCUCCUCGGCGAUUGCCAUCUGACAAGAUCUCCAAAUCAAAGUGAUAAAUCGCUCCAAACUUUUUUUGGCGGCGCUGAGAUGUUGGAGGGGCGUCUAGCGCGCAUGUGCGAAGGUGUCCAAACUGACAAUGCUAGAGAUAGCGAGUGUGGAUUGAGAGAAAGAGAGAGAGGGAGGGAGAGAGAGUGAAAGACCGAGUGUGGAAGUGUGUGUGCGUGCACGAGACACACACAGUGAGAGAGAGAGAGAGAGAGAGAGAGAGAGAGAGAGAGAGAGAGAGAGAGGAGGGAGAGAGAGAGAGAGACCAAAAGAAGGAAAAGAUCCAAGAAAAAAAAACCCCAACCACCCAGCAGCUGCUGCAGGACUGGGCACAGCAUGAGAUCCAAAGGCAGGGCAAGGAAACUGGCCACAAGUAACGAGUGUGCUUAUGGCAGCUACCCUGAAAUACCUUUGGAAGAAAUGCAAGAUGCUGAUGCUGAUGGGAUAGCCGGCGCUCCCUCCCUCCACAUCCAAGAGCCAUGCUCUCCUGACACGUCCAGUGACUCAUUCACUCCCAAGGAGGGCUCUCCUUACAAAGCCCCCAUCUACAUCCCCGAUGACAUCCCCAUUCCUGAUGAAUUUGAACUUCGAGAGUCAAAUAUGCCUGGAGCAGGACUUGGAAUAUGGACCAAAAGGAAGAUUGAAAUAGGUGAAAAGUUUGGGCCAUAUAUGGGAGAGCAGAGGGCGGACCUGAAAGACUCCAGCUAUGGAUGGGAGAUCUUAGAUGAGUUUUGCAAUGUGAAGUUCUGUAUAGAUGCCAGUCAACCAGAUGUAGGAAGCUGGCUCAAGUACAUCAGGUUCGCUGGCUGUUAUGAUCAGCACAACCUUGUUGCAUGUCAGAUAAAUGAUCAGAUUUUCUACCGAGUAGUCGCAGACAUUGCGCCAGGGGAAGAGCUCCUGCUGUUCAUGAAGAGUGAAGAAGAUCCCCAUGAACCCAUGGCGCCUGACAUCCAUGAAGAGCGGCAGCACCGCUGUGAGGACUGUGACCAGCUCUUCGAAUCCAAGGCUGAGCUAGCAGAUCACCAGAAGUUCCCAUGCAGCACACCUCACUCAGCAUUCUCCAUGGUAGAAGAGGACUUGCAACAAAACCUUGAGAGUGAGAGUGAUCUCCGAGAGAUCCAUGGCAACCAGGACUGUAAGGAAUGUGACCGAGUUUUCCCCGAUCUGCAAAGCUUGGAGAAACACAUGUUGUCACAUACUGAGGAGAGGGAAUACAAGUGUGAUCAGUGUCCCAAGGCAUUUAACUGGAAGUCCAAUUUAAUUCGCCACCAGAUGUCACAUGACAGUGGAAAGCACUAUGAAUGUGAAAACUGUGCCAAGCAGGUUUUCACGGACCCUAGCAACCUUCAGCGACACAUUCGGUCUCAGCAUGUCGGUGCCCGGGCACAUGCUUGCCCGGAGUGUGGUAAAACAUUUGCCACUUCAUCAGGCCUCAAACAGCACAAGCAUAUCCACAGCAGUGUGAAGCCCUUUAUCUGUGAGGUCUGCCAUAAAUCCUAUACUCAGUUUUCAAACCUUUGUCGUCAUAAGCGCAUGCAUGCUGAUUGCAGAACCCAAAUCAAGUGCAAAGACUGUGGACAAAUGUUCAGCACUACGUCUUCCUUAAAUAAACACAGGAGGUUUUGUGAGGGCAAGAACCAUUUUGCGGCAGGUGGAUUUUUUGGCCAAGGCAUUUCACUUCCUGGAACCCCAGCUAUGGAUAAAACGUCCAUGGUUAAUAUGAGUCAUGCCAACCCGGGCCUGGCUGACUAUUUUGGCACCAAUAGGCAUCCUGGUGGUCUUACCUUUCCAACAGCUCCUGGAUUUUCCUUUAGCUUUCCUGGUCUGUUUCCUUCGGGCUUGUACCACAGGCCUCCUUUGAUACCUGCUAGUCCUCCUGUUAAAGGACUAUCAAGUACUGAACAGUCAAACAAGUGUCAAAGUCCCCUCUUGACACAUCCUCAGAUACUGCCAGCUACACAGGAUAUUUUGAAGGCACUAUCUAAACACCCACCUAUAGGGGACAAUAAGCCAGUGGAACUGCUGCCCGAGAGGUCCUCUGAAGAGAGGCCCCUCGAGAAAAUCAGUGACCAGUCAGAGAGUAGUGACCUUGAUGAUGUCAGUACACCAAGUGGCAGUGACCUGGAAACAACCUCGGGCUCUGAUCUGGAAAGUGACCUUGAAAGUGAUAAAGAGAAAUGUAAAGAAAAUGGUAAAAUGUUCAAAGACAAAGUAAGCCCUCUGCAGAACCUGGCUUCAAUAAGUAAUAAGAAAGAAUACAGCAAUCAUUCCGUUUUCUCAGCGUCUGUAGAGGAGCAGACUGCGGUGUCAGGAGCUGUGAAUGAUUCUAUAAAGGCUAUUGCGUCUAUUGCUGAAAAAUACUUUGGUUCCACAGGACUGGUGGGGCUGCAAGACAAAAAAGUUGGAGCAUUACCUUACCCUUCCAUGUUUCCCCUCCCGUUUUUUCCAGCAUUCUCUCAAUCAAUGUACCCAUUUCCUGAUAGAGACUUGAGGUCGUUACCUUUGAAAAUGGAACCCCAAUCACCAAGUGAAGCCAAGAAACUGCACAAGGGAAGCUCUGAGUCCCCCUUUGACCUCACCACUAAGCGAAAAGAUGAGAAGCCCUUGACCUCAGUCCCCUCCAAGCCUCCGGCAACACCCGCCACAAGCCAAGACCAGCCCCUGGAUCUAAGUAUGGGCAGUAGGAGUAGAGCCAGUGGGACAAAAUCGACUGAGCCUCGAAAAAACCAUGUGUUUGGGGAAAAGAAAGGAAGCAAUAUGGAGACAAGACAGUCUUCAGAUGGCUCCUUGCAGCACGCGAGACCUACUCCUUUCUUCAUGGACCCCAUCUAUAGAGUAGAGAAAAGAAAGCUAACAGACCCGCUUGAAGCUUUGAAAGAAAAAUACUUGAGACCUUCUCCAGGAUUCUUGUUUCACCCACAAUUCCCACUACCUGACCAGAGAACGUGGAUGUCAGCUAUUGAGAACAUGGCAGAGAAGUUAGAAAGCUUCAGUGCUCUGAAGCCUGAGGCCAGUGAGCUCCUGCAGUCUGUGCCUUCCAUGUUCAGCUUCAGAGCGCCUCCCAACACUCUGCCUGAGAACCUGCUGCGGAAGGGAAAAGAACGUUACACCUGCAGAUACUGUGGCAAGAUUUUUCCAAGGUCUGCAAACCUAACACGGCACUUGAGAACCCACACAGGAGAGCAGCCUUACAGAUGCAAAUACUGUGACAGAUCAUUCAGCAUUUCCUCCAACCUGCAGCGACAUGUCCGCAACAUCCACAACAAGGAGAAACCGUUUAAGUGUCACUUAUGUGACCGAUGUUUUGGUCAACAAACCAAUCUUGACAGACACCUAAAGAAACAUGAGAAUGGAAACAUGUCUGGUACAGCAACGUCAUCGCCUCAUUCAGAACUAGAAAGCGCAGGUGCAAUCCUGGACGACAAAGAAGAUGCUUACUUCACAGAGAUACGCAAUUUCAUUGGGAAUAGCAACCAUGGUAGCCAGUCUCCUCGGAGCAUGGAGGAGAGGAUGAAUGGCAGUCACUUUAAGGAUGAAAAGGCUUUGGCAACCAGCCAAAAUUCAGAUUUAUUGGAUGACGAAGAAGUAGAAGAUGAGGUGUUGUUGGAUGAGGAGGAUGAAGACAAUGAUAUUCCUGGGAAACCCAGAAAGGAGCUGGGGGCAACUACUUUAGAUGAAGAAAUCGCCGAGGAUGACUAUGAAGAAGCUGGUGCCCUGGAGAUAAGCUGUAAGACAUCCCCCAUGAGGUAUAAAGAGGAAGAAUAUAAAUCUGGCCUUUCUGCUCUAGAUCACAUAAGGCACUUCACAGAUAGCCUCAAAAUGAGGGAAAUGGAAGAGAAUCAAUACACUGAUGCUGAGCUGUCUUCCUUUAGUUCUUCUCAUGUGCCAGAGGAGCUUAAACAGCCGUUACACAGAAAGUCCAAAUCACAGGCCUAUGCUAUGAUGUUGUCACUGUCCGACAAGGAUUCUCUCCAUCCCACCUCCCACAGUUCCUCCAAUGUGUGGCACAGCAUGGCAAGGGCUGCAGCAGAAUCCAGUGCCAUCCAGUCCAUAAGCCAUGUAUGACACUGUCAAGGUCGACCAGAGUGGGACCAAGUCCAACGGUAGCAUGGCUCUUUCACAUAGAACUAUUUACAAGACUGCUGAGCAGAUGCCUUAUAACCUGAAGGGUCACUCAUGUAAAGUCUGGUGACCUUAAACUGAAUGAUUAAAGAAAAAGAGAGGAAAAAGGAAGCUAUUUAUUCUCAAUAUUUUGUUUUGCACAGCCAAGGCAGCUGCUGACUUCUGGAGGAUCAAUUAAUCGAAAACGAUUGGAGGCAAUGAGAACCUCACUGGGAAGGCACCUUUCAUUCCUCUGCCCCAGGGCAUGGGUGGGUGAGAGGGGGCAGUUGAGAUGGCAGCAUUGAUACAAAUGAACACUCCCUAGAAAUCAAAUUCUACUUUCUACAAGAUCACCUGACGGGAUUGGGAACAGUUGCUUUUCAUUAUCAGAUUGAAUUUUUUUUUUUCCUUUUUAAAGUUUGAUGUAAUUUAACCCUUUGAAAACGGAAGUAGUCAGAAGAAAUGCACAAUGAUUUUAGGAAGUGAUAGCAGGAGUUUUGUCACACCCCCCCUUACCUUUCACCUCUUUAGUAAGUUGUUUAAAACUAGGGAAAAAAGGGUAUGUGUAUAUUGUAAACUACGGAUGCUCAUGCUCAGAGAGGUAAAGUCAGUGACGUCACCUGUUCAUCACCAGUACCGCUGUACCACUAAUACAAUGUUUGCCAAAUCCUUGUAAUGACAUCUUGAUUUUAGACAAUCAUGUCACUGUUUUUGAUGUUUAAAUUUUUUUUUGUGUUGCGUGUAUCAUGUAUUUAUUUGUUGGCAAACUAUUGUUUGUUGAUCAAAAAAAAAAAAAAAAGAGCACUGUUCCUGUCAGCCUCUAUUUUAUGAUGUGUGAGGCACACUCCUUUCUGAAUUUCAAGGACCAAGGCGACACGACCUGUGUAUGGGAGUGCCCAAUACUGUUUGGCUUUUCUUAACAUUCCUUCCUUUUUGUUGUGGUUGUUUUGUUUUACUUUAUAAUGAACUGAAUACAAAUAGAUGCAACUUAGUUUUUGUAAUACUGAAAUUGAUUCAAUUGUAUAAACGGUUAUAAUUUCUUUCAUGGAAGCAUGAUUCUUCUGAUUAAGAACUGUAACCCAUAUUUUAUGCUGGUUGUCUGCAAGCUUGUGUGAUGAUGUUCUGUUCAUGUUAAUCCUAUUUGUAAAAUGAAGUGUUCCUGACCUUAUGUUAAAAAGAGAGAAGUAAAUAACAGACAUUAUUCAGUUAUUUUGUCCUUUAUUGAGAAACCAGAUUUUUUUCCUUUUGUUUGUAAUCUCAUUUGGAAAUAAUUGGCAAGUUGAGGUACUUUCUUCCAAUACUUUGUACAAUAUAAACUGUUAUGCCUUUCAGUGCGUUACUGUGGGAGGAGCAACUAAAAAAAAAAUAAAGACUUCCAAAAAUGAUGAAAAAUAA
Messenger RNA from Meriones unguiculatus (Mongolian gerbil), 6508 nucleotides. RefSeq names its product MDS1 and EVI1 complex locus (gene Mecom). Lineage: Eukaryota; Metazoa; Chordata; Mammalia; Rodentia; Muridae. Bases 1349 to 5077 code for a protein of 1242 amino acids. The transcript has 19 exons. Gene Ontology annotation, biological process: regulation of transcription by RNA polymerase II. Gene Ontology annotation, cellular component: nucleus. Gene Ontology annotation, molecular function: protein binding; DNA-binding transcription activator activity, RNA polymerase II-specific; RNA polymerase II cis-regulatory region sequence-specific DNA binding. The record is from RefSeq and is a predicted model, not a curated record.